Penaeus vannamei (Pacific white shrimp) is the source of this 3485-nucleotide messenger RNA. It is a transcript of the gene GCS2beta, whose product is annotated as glucosidase 2 subunit beta. Gene Ontology annotation, cellular component: glucosidase II complex. Gene Ontology annotation, biological process: N-glycan processing. Gene Ontology annotation, molecular function: calcium ion binding; protein binding. Lineage: Eukaryota; Metazoa; Arthropoda; Malacostraca; Decapoda; Penaeidae. The record is from RefSeq and is a predicted model, not a curated record.
GUAAACAAAACAGCUGAUCAAGAGACGCCGGCGAAGGUGGUUGCAAAUCCUCUCGGGCGAAAAUCACAAAGAUGAAGUGCAUUUUUGCCCUUUCUAUGCUCUGCUUGGCAUCCGGGGCCGUCGUUAAAGCAGCUGAGGUGCUAAGGCCGAGAGGAGUGCCAUUAUCGAAAGCUUCUUUUUAUGACCCAACAAGAGACUUCAACUGCUUAGACGGUUCAGGAACAAUCCCUUUUGCAUAUGUUAAUGAUGACUACUGUGACUGUCAAGAUGGAAGUGAUGAACCUGGUACAUCAGCUUGUCCCAAUGGAUUCUUCCACUGCACAAAUGUUGGCCACUCGCCCCUCAACAUCCCAUCAUCCAGAGUGAAUGAUGGUGUUUGUGAUUGCUGUGAUGCAUCUGAUGAGUACGCCUCAGUCUCCAAUUGUGUUGACACUUGUCGAGAGCUUGGACGAGCAGCCCGGGAGGAAGCUGCCAAGCAACAAGAGGAGAGACUGAAAGGCUUCCAGAUGCGGCAGUCGAUGAUUGAAGAAGGCCGUAAACGAAAGAAGGAAGCUGAGAAGAAGUAUGAAAAAUACAAGUCUCAACUGCAUAAUGGGAAGAGUACCUUGGCAAAGGUUAAGAAUCAACUAGAGAAAAAGAAGGACAAGCUGCGAAGCGGGGAUAAAAUAGGUAGCACGAAGAAAAAGAAGUUCCUUGGGCAACCUCGAUCAAGGGGGAGGCUACAGUCCAAAAGAAAACAGCUGAAGAAAGACCUCCAGGUGAAAAUAGAUGAGCUCAAGAAAGAGAGAGAAGAAGCAGAAGCCGCACGGAAUGAGAAGGAGGAAAUCAAGAAACUUGUUGAGGAGCCUGAGAAGGAGGCCCUGGAGAAGUACAAUGCCAUUGAGCAGGAAAGAAAGGCCAAAGCAGAGGCAGAACAGAAGGCCAAGGAGGAUGCUGAAGCACGAGAGGCCUUCGCUCACUUGGACAAUGAUGGAGACGGAAUUUUGACUGUUGCUGAACUCCAGUCUCGGCAGACCUUUGAUACAAACAGGGAUGGAGAAGUGACUGCUGAGGAAGCCAAGUUCUACUUACGACAAGAGGAGACAAUGGACUUGGAGACCUUCCUGGUGUCCGGGUGGCCCAUGAUGCGACCCACAUACAAGAUGGACCAGAGGAUGUUUGUCCCUCCCACCACUGAGGCACCAGCAGAAGCACUAACCCCACCUCCUGUUCCUGGAUCUGAGGGCAAGGAUGAACAGCAAGGAGAGGAGGAUGAACAUUUCGAUGAUGAGGACUUUGACACUGGCCUGGACCCAGAGGAUGAAGGUGAUAUGGAAGAAGACGAUGGAAUUGAAGAUUAUGAUCUCCCUGAGGAUGAUGAUGUUGAAGAUAUACCAAAGGAGGAAGAGGAGGAAGAGAUUGACCAGAAGUAUGAUGAUGAAACACAAAAACUUGUUGAUGCUGCCAAUAAGGCCAGAGAAGACUUUGACGAGGCUGACAGGAGAGUGAGGGAUUUGACGAGGGAAUUGCGCUCACUAGAGGAGACACAAGAGAAAGAUUAUGGUCCUGAGGAGGAAUUUAGAGUUAUGGAUGGAAACUGUUACGAAUUCACAGACAGGGAAUAUACAUACCGUCUCUGUCCAUUCGAUAAGGCUGUACAAAAGCCCAAGGCCGGCCAUGGUGAAAUUCGACUUGGGCAAUGGGGUGAAUGGACAGGCCCAGAGGAGGAUAAAUAUAGCAGAAUGAAAUAUACCAGUGGACAAACUUGCUGGAACGGGCCUGCGAGAUCAGCAGAUGUCCACUUAUAUUGUGGUGUGGAAACCAAGUUGACGGGAGUAACAGAGCCAAACAGAUGCGAAUACCUCUUUGAGAUGACUACACCAGCUGUGUGUACUAAACCUGAAGAUGUUAGUGGUGAUGAGGGCACUCCACACGGCCACACAGAAUUGUAAAAUAUCAGUGCGUCUGGGGAAUUUAGAUUUAUUUUAUUACAUGGUUUACUCUUUUUUUUUUUCAUACAUGUAGCUCAAAUGUUUAAGUAAUCUUUAUUUCCCUUUUAAGCAUAAUCUAAGUUUUCAGGUUUUUAUAAACAAGAAUGUUAAUGAGCAUACGAGCUCAAGUGAGUAUGAAAAUUUUCAUAUUAGCUCAGGACCAGUGAUUUCUUUAACUUUUCACAUAUAUCUUUGGUUCAUCUGAAUCUUAACCAUUAAUUUUCUUUGUCGUGUUGUGACUGCCUCGCGCAGGAUGUGAUAUAUUGGUAUUAAUUUGUGAAAUUCCAUGGGUAAUUGGGCAAUUGUCUACACAUUAUUUUUGGGAAGAAACAUCAACUAAAUUUAUUUGGGAUGCAAAUUAUUGGAAAGAUCUUAUUAUCACAGCAUAAAGUAUUUGUAAUUGGUUAUUUGCUUAACAAAAUAAGACAUAAAAUUAAGCUCGUUUAUGUGAUCUAAAACUUUUCAACUGAACUAGGUUAUCCAUUCUCUAGCUUGUCGGAAAGAGUCACAUUCGGAGUGCUGGCCUGAAAUACAUGCCUUUUUUAAACAUAUGUCAAUAGAUGCGUAAAGAAUGAUGUCUGUGGCUGUGAUAUAUCGUCAGCAGAUUCUGUCCCAGUAGAAUAAAAGUUGAUUGUUUUUUGAAGCAUUACACUAAAGAAAAGAACAGAGGGGUGUCUCUGAGAUAAGACACUUUGGGCUUUGUAUGUUUCACUUGCAUUGAUGGAUGAAUUUCACAGCAUCAGUUCAGUGAUGGGAAGUUGAUGUUAUUGUUAAUUACACACACAAUUUACACUAAGCAUUCCUUUAACAACUUUUCCACCAAUUGGCACAUUAGUGAAGAAUGUUAAACAUAAUUGACCAGAAUAUAUUAAGGGUUAAUUUUGUGUAUUUAAAUCAAGAUAACUUGUACCAGUGAGACAGUACAAAUGAAUGGAAAUGCUUUAGGGUUUCUGGGAUAGGAGAAAAAUAAUUUCAAUGUCGGCUUUUCCUCCAAUAUCUUUUGUUUCUGACAUUUUGCCUGUUUAUGCUUUCUUCUUGUCUUUUCAAGGCACCUCUCUUUUCAUCUGUCAGUUCCUUCAAUUGCUUCAUACCUGUUUCCUUUUCAUUCCCCUAUUGUUAUAUUCUCAUGUGUUUUUUAUGAUCUCCUUUGCACUGUUCGAAGGAUUUGCUCAGAGCCUUAGAUUAACAAGGUGAAAAGUUUCACGUUGAGUCAGAAUGUAGGUUAAAAGGUUGAUAAUGUUCGGGCAAAAUUUGGAAAAUUGAAAAUUUGUUACUCUCUAAAUUGUUUCCAUUUCAUUUGUAAAAUAAAAAAAUUUUAAUCAUGAAUGUGUUAACAGUAUCACUGCAGUGAAGAGUCCUUGAUGAUAACUUUUUUCUAAUAUGAAUGGAGACCGGUUAUGUAAUCAGCCCAUAAUUGUUUGAGAGUCCAAGAUAAUGGGGCAACUGCGAUCUCAACAUUCCUCUCAGAAUAUUCUUGAUAUUUGUCAGUUGUGGUUAAUAAAAUUUUGUAAAGAC